AGCCUAGGCGGCCUGGGAACCGCAACCCGCAGCCUUGCGAGCCUCCGAGCCAUGGCGUGCGCUGGGUUGCUCGCUGUGUGCUUGCUCCGGCCACCCGCGCCCCAGCCGCCACGACACCCCGCGCCUGCCGCGGGACACGCGCUUUUCCAGGAUGUUUUUCGCAGAGCAGACAAGAAUGAUGAUGGUAAGCUCUCAUUUGAAGAAUUCCAGAAUUACUUUGCUGACGGGGUUCUCAGCUCAGCGGAGCUGCGGGAACUGUUCAGUGGCGUCGAUGGGCAUCUCACCGACAAUUUAGAAACAGAGAAACUGUGUGACUAUUUCUCCAAACACCUGGGUGUCUAUCGGCCUGUGCUGGCUGCACUGGAGUCCCUGAACCGGGCGGUGCUCACUGCUAUGGACACAACAAAGCUGGAGUAUGAGCAGGCCUCCAAGGUGGACCAGUUUGUCACACGAUUCCUGCUUCGAGAGACUGUGAAUCAGCUCCAAGCCCUGCAGAGCUCCCUGGAGGGGGCAUCAGACACCUUGGAGGCCCAGGCCCGAGGUCAGCGGUCCGAUGAAGAAAAUAUGGAAGUGCAGAGUAGGUCCCGGAGCAGCCGGCGGGCAGGACGCAGAGCCUUGAGGAGCAUCAGCUGGUCACCAGCCUGGUCUCCUGGAUCCUCUGACACAGGGUGGACUUCAGAGGCCGAGCAGCAGUGGCGGCUGCAGGUCAACCGCCUCCAGGAGCUCAUAGACCAGCUGGAAUGCAAGGUACGUGGCUGGGGGGCCAGUGCCCCUCAGGGAGGACUUCUGUGGCACCUGCCCACACCAAUACAUGUUAGAGGCUUGGCCUAUAGUCUGUGUCCCUUGCAGGCACCCCGGCUGGAACCCCUGCAUGAAGAGGACCUUGCCAAGGGUCCUGACUCGCACAUCCUUGUGGCGCAGAGGCAGGUACAGGUGGCAGAGGAUGCCCUGCAGGAUUUUCAUCGUGCCCUGUGCUGCUACAUGAACUUCACAGGGGCCCAGAGCCAUUGUCUGCAUGUGUCUGCCCAGAAGAUGCUAGACCAUGCUGCCUUCACCCUAUAUGAGUUCUGGCAGGAUGAAGCCUCCUGGAGAAGGCACCAGCAGUCGCCCUGCAGCAAGGCCUUCCAGCGCACCCUCAUCGAUCACCUGCAGGUCCCAGACACCCUCACCACUGUGUUCUUCCCAGCCUCCUGGUGGAUUAUGAAUAAUAACUGAGUUGGGUCUGCUUAAGCUGGUGACUCUGCAGCCUAUCACUCUAGAACCUUCUGCGUUGGUCAACUCGACACUAAGACCAAGGAGCCUGCCUAUUCUCAGGCCGAGGGCCUGAUGAGCUGGUAGAGGGUUUCAACACAGGGGUUAGGGUCUGGGCUGCUUGCUUCUUUAUUUCUUUUACUGUUUGUAGCUUCCAAGCACCCGGGCUUCUGCCUGACCUAGGAAGCCCAGAUUCUGGUCCCCCUUUCCUCUGCCUUGCUGUAUGACCCAGGCAGAUCCCUUCCCUCUCUGGCUGCCUAGGGGUGUCCUGCUUUCUGCUUGCUGUUUUGGGGUUAGAUUUCUGUUCUUCCUCAACCAGUGGCAGAACCAGGGCUGAUGCUCAGGGACCCCCUCAAACCCUGGAACCUUGACUCCCAAGGCUAGGCCAACUCAGUCCAUAGUGCAGAGUAGAAACCUGGGUGUUUAUCACACUUCUGGGUCAGCCCUAGAAUUUCUAGCAUCAGUGGCUGUACCAGAGACCUCUGGAGGAUCCUGGGUUGGUUUGCAUGUCAUCUGCAUAUCAUUUGCAUGCUCUCACCCCACCCACUCUCAGGGCAUUAUGAGAAGCCCCAAGAAGACCUUGCAGAGUAGCAAUAAUUUGUGCCUAGAGUUCCCUGUUGCCCCCAGAGAUCUCUGAACCCAAGUGUGGGACCCCAGCACAGAGGCAAUAAAGUUGGUGGUCGCUUGUGGUGUU
Molecule: messenger RNA, 1945 nt
Organism: Peromyscus maniculatus bairdii (prairie deer mouse)
Lineage: Eukaryota; Metazoa; Chordata; Mammalia; Rodentia; Cricetidae
Gene: Necab3
Product: N-terminal EF-hand calcium binding protein 3
Biological process (GO): regulation of amyloid precursor protein biosynthetic process
Cellular component (GO): cytoplasm; Golgi cis cisterna; endoplasmic reticulum
Molecular function (GO): calcium ion binding
Source: RefSeq, a predicted model, not a curated record